AUGGCGACGAAUCCACUAGCGUUGACGUUGACCAUUGGGUCCCUCUGCACAUUUACAGCAAGGAUCAUUGUCCGCAUUUGGUCACUUGUCGAAGAAGGCGAACUGGAAGAGCUACAGACCCUCGGCACUAAACUGACAUCUCUACACUCUAGCCUCGUUCAGAUCAAAAACACGGCCCAAUCCAUCGACCAUGCCGAUGCAUCCCCUGAAAGGGUGACCGACUUUACAACACUCUCGGACGAUAUACCUCCCAAAUGGGUGGCUGACUUUACGAUAUUCUCAGCCAUCUAUAAGGAUACACUACAAGAUAUCAGAACAAUCAUGAACCAGGUCCGAGCCGUUGAGUAUUCAAGCUCCGGCCUGCAGCUGUCUAGAACUAUCACAUACGUUUUCCCGACGAGGCCAAUUCAGCUUCUCAGCCACCGAAUCGCUGCACAAAAUGGAAUCUUUCGGGUCUUCCUUCAAGCACUGGCUAAGUCUCCUGGGGCGUCCAUCGAACAACGACUGGAAGAGAUCCAUAGAAGGGUACUCACACUCCCGGAUACAAGAGGUUCUUUUCGAGAAGUGCUCGCUGUACUUGGAAACCAAGAAGAAGCGCAACACUCAGCCUCAAGCCAGCACCGGACCAAACAGGAGGAAAUCGACGAAGGGUUGCGUCACGACAACUUGCACUCAUUUUUCGAAGCCUGCACUUCCCAGGUUGGGUCACCGAACUCAACCCUCCAACACUCCACUCCGCGAAUGUCUCACGGCGGUUUUAACAUCAUUGAUGCGGUGGUAGCUGCCACCCAGCCUUCAAAUGAUGCGCAGAAGGCACUGAAUAUUAUCCAGUCUACGACUUGGACCGUUUUAGGGCUUCGAAGACGUAUCGGCCGAUUGGGCCCAUGGAGUGACAUCGCCCCAUCCAAGUUCGGAUCCGCUCAAAUUCAAUGUCAUCUCAUGCUUGACCAUUCGUGGCUUUUACAGUCUCGACUGCUUAAUCGCAGAACCGGAACAGUGGAACGGUCGCCAGACCCCUGGGCUGAUGGCAGGUUCUCUCUAGUCGACUGCGUUGUCACCGAUGGACCGCCAGAGUACGGACCGAAUACUCCUAGAGAGUACUGGGGCAAUUGGCACUUUAUGGAGUAUACUCUAGUGUCACCCAAGGACGCGGCCCUUUUCUUCUUUUGUCUCUCGAAUAUUGUUCCUCUGAUGCACGAAAUUCGGAAGAUUCAAGCUGCUGCAGUCAGUCAUUUCAAUCGACGCCACGACGUGAAGGAUGCUACCUCUCUCAACAUGGCAGCGUAUGAGUUAUGGGGCAAGUGA
Eremomyces bilateralis CBS 781.70 is the source of this 1305-nucleotide messenger RNA. RefSeq lists its product as uncharacterized. The transcript has a single exon. The coding region runs from base 1 to 1305 and encodes 434 amino acids. The record is from RefSeq and is a predicted model, not a curated record. Lineage: Eukaryota; Fungi; Ascomycota; Dothideomycetes; Eremomycetales; Eremomycetaceae.